This is a messenger RNA of Macrosiphum euphorbiae (potato aphid), 477 nucleotides long. The record is from the annotation of a GenBank genome assembly. NCBI's taxonomy places the organism in Eukaryota, Metazoa, Arthropoda, Insecta, Hemiptera, Aphididae.
AUGCUCACAACAUUAUGGUACUUAGCAAAAGAAGGUUCAAUGGGCUCAGUAGCAGAGUUUUUUAAUGUGGCAAGAUCUACUGUAAAGUGUGUCACCAGAGAUAUAAUUUUAGAAUUAUGUAAACUGUCUCCAAAAUUUAUAGCAUGGCCUAGUCAAGAAGAUGCUCUCAUUUUGGCUAAAGACUUUAAGUCCAGAUCUGGUUUUCCAGAUGUCAUUGAGGCAAUUGAUGGCUCGCAUUUCCGUAUAAAAGCCCCUUUAAAACAACAGGAUUGUUAUACUGACCGAAAAUUAAACAAAUCUAUAAUCAUGCAAGCUAUUUGUACUUCAAACUUCUUGUUUACCAAUGUCAAUAUUGGUUACCCAGGCCGUCUUCAUGAUGAAAGAAUUUUUUCUAAUAGUGAUGUUUUCAAAAAAAAAUUGAAACUGAAGGACCUAAAAGCCUAUUUUAUGGAAAAUAUCAUUUACUUGGCGAUCUAG